Molecule: messenger RNA, 1512 nt
Organism: Aureobasidium melanogenum CBS 110374
Lineage: Eukaryota; Fungi; Ascomycota; Dothideomycetes; Dothideales; Saccotheciaceae
Product: putative 1,3-beta-glucan biosynthesis protein
Exons: 1
Coding region: 1-1512 (503 amino acids)
Biological process (GO): regulation of fungal-type cell wall biogenesis; cell wall biogenesis
Cellular component (GO): mating projection tip
Source: RefSeq, a predicted model, not a curated record
AUGACGUCCAAUGACCGACAUGCCUCUCCCGACAUGCCCUACCGUACAGGCGCUCACACUCCUCUCGCCCAGAGUCGACACGCUCCCCUGACUUCGGUCGCUACCGCCGCUGAAUCUCGCACCGACCUCAACAACCCCUACGCUCAAGACAAUGACUUUAUGCCUGCCAAUGGCCGCAUGUCGCCUAACGGUCCCUACUCGCCUGGCCUCCGCUCCACAAUGCAGCGUCAAUCCAGCUCAGGGAACCUCGAGGGUGUUGGUCAAGGCGAGAUUCAAAUGCAGAGUUUCUCCGAAGGUCUCCCCCCUCCACCGCCCGUCGGUCACUCGUGGAGACGUAUCGACCAAUGGGCUGAGCACAACCACGAAGAACUGUUCGAGAACUUGUGUGAAGGUUGCACUCAGAACGAUGUUAACGAACUCGAACACGAGCUUGACUGCACACUGCCUAUGGAGAUGCGCGAGUCCUUGAUGAUUCACGACGGUCAAGAACGUGGCGGUAGACCCACCGGUAUCCUCUUUGGCUGCAUGUUGCUCGAUUGUGAGGAGAUUGUUCAAGAGUGGAAACAGUGGGCUCGUGUUGGUGACGACUACCUCCGUGCUUCAUCUGCUCCUUUCGCUACUCCUCAGAUCCCCAACAAGGCUUUCGCUGGUUCAUCUACCCAACCCUCCGCUCCUCAACCCGCUUCGGGCGCUGGCUGGCGUUCUGAGCUCAUGUCAAAACAGGACUCUCACCCACCAAAUGCCGUGCAAAAAGCAUACGUCCACCCUGGAUGGAUUCCCGUUGCAAGAGAUUGGGGCGGUAAUAACAUCUGCAUUGACUUGGCCCCUGGUCCCGCUGGAAAGUGGGGUCAGGUUAUUCUGGCUGGUCGCGACUACGACUGCAAAUAUGUUGUCGCUCGUUCGUGGUCCGCUUUCUUGGCCAGCGUUGCCGAUGAUUUGAGCACUCCCAAGGCCGUCGUUGACGAGGAAACCGGAGAACUCACCCUUCGCGAAUUCAAGAACCAAAACGUCGAUCCUUCGUACAUGGACAUCCUGCGCUGGCGCACCGAUCAGAAGUACGGUCGUCGCAUGCCCAAGGGUGGCCGCCCACAACAACCCCUCCGUAUCAACAGCAACGUCAAGAACGAGUUCAGCAGUCUCAAUGGUUUCUCUCCUUACGCCUCUCCCACUGGUAGCGACCGUGGCCGCAGCCCUCAGCGCUUCUCUAGCAACGGCAAGGCCCCUGCAAACCAGAGCCCGCGCGGCCACGUGAGCAGCCCUCUUGCCCGUGUCGCCGAAGAAACUGGUCCCACUCUCAAAACCGACAAUCUCGAUGCCGUACUCGACACAUCCAAGAGCAACGACAACUUGAUGAGCAUGGAUUCGCCGCUUCCCCCCACCGUCGAAACUUUUGCCGACCAAGACCGCAAGGAUGAGAAGGAAAAGGCCGACUCGGCCAUCACAUCAACGGAAGAAGCGACAAAGGGUGGUGCCUCGAACGACACUGAAGAAAUGAAGACAGUUGAGAUCUAG